Molecule: messenger RNA, 4077 nt
Organism: Misgurnus anguillicaudatus (oriental weatherfish)
Lineage: Eukaryota; Metazoa; Chordata; Actinopteri; Cypriniformes; Cobitidae
Gene: asb15a
Product: ankyrin repeat and SOCS box containing 15a
Biological process (GO): intracellular signal transduction
Cellular component (GO): cytoplasm
Molecular function (GO): protein binding
Source: RefSeq, a predicted model, not a curated record
UUUCAUUAAUAUAUAUCAAGUUACUACAUGUGAAAAUGAAACCUUGGUAGAGAACAAGGCUAUUUCAACCACAUUAGUCAGUAAUCUAAUGCACUCUAAUCAUAAGGUGAUAUGUCACACUGCAGCUUUUCAUGAACUCAAGAAAUGUCCCUCAGCUUAGUAGACAGUGCUUUAACCAAGCUGCCCUACACCUAUUCACAAAAGUACUGGACAUGGAUCUGGCUGUAAGAAUGCAGUCUUAUCAGAUGGUGCACUCUCUCCACACGUGGACGGCACUGCGUGAAGCUGCUCCAGUAGGAUGUGUUGACAUCAUAAUGCUGUUGCGAAGACGUGUCAGUGAGAGAUUGUCAUAGAGAGACAUUGGUGUGGAGAUAAAGACAUCCUCCUCAAGAUAUACAGUUAUACAUGCUCUUCACUUAUGAUUAAGAGUGGUUUCAAGGUGAACGCACUAUUGGAGCAAACCAUCUCAGACAGCUAGUCGCGUGUCUGUGCUAUUUACUUUGCCAUCUCAAAUCGAGAUGUGACAUGCAUUGAGUGUUGUUUAAUGCAGGAGCCAAACCUGACCUGGAUGAUGCCAUCGGCUGUUUUCUAGUGGCAGUGAGGGCUGAAGGGUAUGAGACUGUCAAGAUGCUCUUGGGCAAACAGGCAGAUGUGAACAGCUACUUCAGUGUGGUCAACAACACAAUAUUUACCAAAGCUCUUUAUAACUUCUUAUAAAAAUAAAAAAGUGUUCCUGUAGCUCAAUUUGGAGAGCCUUACGUUAACAAACACAAAGGCCGUGGGUUCAAUCCAAGGGAACAAUGCUGUCAUCAAUCCAGUGUUUCAAAGAUCUUCGAGUUUGUGAGUCAGAUCUACAAAACAUUUUUGUGUUAACUUCAUAAUUGUUUAUAUCCUCACUCUGUAGCACCCAUUAUAUUUCUAAAAACUUUAUACAGAAUGAUCUUCAUGUAAAUGGUUGAGGCUGUGUAUUUACAAACACAUUUUUGGCUUGUUAAUGUGUAAACGUGCUUGUAAUGUUAAAGGUGCAGUGUGUAAUUUUUAGAAGGAUCUCUUGACAGAAAUGCAAAAUAAUAUACAAAACUAUAUUAUCAGGGGACCUUUUUAUAAUGAACUGUUAUGUUUUCAUUACCUUAGAAUGAGAUGUUUUAUCUACAUACACAGAGGGUCCCCUUACAUGGAAGUCGCCAUUUUGUGCCAUCAUGUUUCUAUAGAAGCCCUUAACGGACAAACUUUUUUUUACCAAGUUGUCUCCGUCAAUUACAUGUUUUUCCAGUGGCGGGUACCGUAGCUUCUCUUUGCGUUUCAAAGGGAGGGGUGAGCAGUGGACUGAGCCGUUGGUUGCAAUUUGCAACCUCACCACUAGAUGUCGCUAAAAUUUACACACUGCAUCUUUAAGCUUUCAUAUUUCAAAACGAUCAUGUCUGAUUUUUAUUCCACUUGAUCUUUUACACAGAAAACUAGCGCAAUGCCUGGGAAAGAUUAAACAUUUUGAAACAACUGAAACAUUUAUAGGAUUUAUAGAUUUUCAACCCGAUGUGAAGCUAUUCUCCCAAGACUUCUACACAAGCUGUAAAAGUUACUUAUUUAACACAUGGUAGUCUCAGGGAAUCUGGGAUUUCCCCCCUGCAAAAUGACUGUACGUACAGUAUAUCAGUAGAUAGAUUCAGCAGGUGUCAAUUACAGCACGUUUAUAGAAAGCUAUAAACCCUGCAUAAAGACUCUGCAAAUAAAACCCCAUAAAAGCAGUAGAAUCGCUGCAUAGUGUAUGCAUUUGGUGUGUGAAUAUAAAAAAAAUUUGAUCAGCUUGAUCAUGCACAGUUUAGUAUUACCCAUCAUAUGAAAUCACAAAAUUUUGCAUCUUUUCAAAUUAUUAUUGCAUAAACAUUAUCAUUCAAACAUGAGGUCAUGUUUGUGAAGGCAUAACAUCUGACUUUGCUGGUGUGCAUGGUAGAGACCAGAGCAGGUGAAAGCCAAAAUUAGAUAUGUGAGUGUGUGUGAGACUGGUUGCUGUUUUGGGCAGGCAAAUCCGCCGGCACUCAAGUUCAGAUUGUGUGCAGCUAAACUACUGGCACAGCAGACUCGUGAUUUCACAGGAACUGUGUUUCACAAGGAAGAUGGAUCUAUCAGAUGAUCUAGAUGAUGACGAUGAUCUUCUUAAUGCUGCUAUCCAACUGAGCAUUCAGGAAUCUUGUAAAGACAUUGCCUCCCUUGGAAGUGUGGAACAUCAAAAGAUCUUGGAUGCAAUUUUCCGAGGAGAUCUUUUCGCUCUUGAGAAGCUGUGUGAUUAUCCUGCUGCCUUCACUGAGGUUGAUAGCAGAGGCUGGUACCCACUGCACCGAGCUGCUGUCCAGCAGUCUGUACAAGUGUUGGAGAUGGUCAUCUAUGGUUCUUACAGAUUAUCCUUAGAGAAAGAAACUGCAGAUGGGGAGACGCCGUUGAUUUUGGCUACUCAAGCCGGUCUGGUGGAGAUCGUGAGGACUCUGCUCGAACAUGGAGCUUCACCCAACAGGACCAACAGCAAGAACGAAUCUCCCUUAUUACUGGCCGUAAGAACAGACUCAUUUGAAAUCGCUUUCACACUUCUAUCACGAGGCGCAUCGGCGAAUCAGGUCUGCCUUAAAAACUGGACGGCCAUUCACGAGGCUGCUAAGGUGGGCUGCACUGAUAUUCUUCAGCUCCUCCUGCAACGUGGAGGUAACGUACAUGAGGUAGACCAGAACGGGAUGACGCCUAUGGAGAUUGCUGCAGAAAAUGCCCGAGCAGAAGUGCUGGAUAUCCUCAUUCACUAUGGUGGCAAUGUAAAUGCCCAGGCGCCGAAUGGAGACAGUGUGCUGUAUGAUGCCGCUGGUUCUGGAAAUCCUGACUGCAUUGAGCUUCUGCUCCAACAUGGUGCUGAUCCCAACAUCCCCAAUCUUUCCUCAUGGCUUCCGAUCCACCGUGCGGCUUACGAAGGACAUUACCUGGCGCUGAGAAUGUUAAUCCCCGUAACCACAAAAGAAGCUCUCCAUCUCUCGGGCCAAAGCCCCCUUCAUUCAGCUGCAGAUGGAGGUCACGUCCAGUGUCUGGAGUUCCUACUGGCGAAAGGCUUCGAUGUCGAUGCUCUUCUAGAAACGCACGUCUCUGAGAACUACGGGGACAUGAGACGGACCGCCUUGUACUUCGCCGUCUCCAAUGGAGAUGUGACCGGCACUCAGAUAUUGUUAAACGCCGGAGCUAAAACCGACCUGGAUCCUCUACACUGUCUCCUAGUGGCGGUAAGAAGCGGGAGGUACGAGAUUGUCAAGUUGCUCUUGGCCAAGCUUGCUGAUGUGAACUGUUAUUUCACGGUGGUCAAUGACACAGUGUUUCCUACUGCGCUACAAUACUGCCUGAAGGACGAGAUGAUGAUGCGACUGCUUCUGAACAGCGGUUACGAUGCCGAAAAAUGCUUCUGUUGUUGUCAUGACUUAACAUGGGGUCGCUAUUCAGAACAUCCAAGUGAGAAGAUCCCAUUCUGCGAUUUCAUCAGCGUCUCUUCGCUCGCUCAGCUCUCUGGAAGAGCUGUACGGGUUCUUCUGGAUUAUGUUAGUCAUGUUCCCAUCUGCUCCAAGCUGAGGAUGGUUCUGAGAAAGCAUAAGGAAUGGCCAGAAAUAUCUGACAUUUUGGGAAACCCUCGUGCACUGAAGCACCUAUGCAGACUUGUCAUCAGAAGAGAGAUGACUCCAUGUAGGCUGGGUGACCCUGAGUUCAUACACUCCGGUCCUUUCCCACCUGGACUGAAAGGCUACCUAAUGUACAAGGAAUAUGAUCUGUAUGGAAGAAUCAUGAGUCAGGAAUGAUGUUCUUUCCUAAAGGAAGAAAACUUGCAGGUUAAAGACGAAAAAUUUCAAUGUUUUAGUUCUUGCGUAUUAGCUUUAAGGACACCAACAUCUUAGUUCUCCCCCUAAACCCUGAAAAAAUUGUGUAAGAUUCACAUAUUGUUCGAAGGUUGACAUGACCAGAUUUUUCACCAUGUUUCCAUCAAAACACUUCUUAAAAUACAUUUCACAAAGCAAUGUCUUUGUGCUAUUUGUGCAAUAAAAUCAUGUUCCAUCUAAA